AUGGAACUGAUUAUUCACUUAAUGUUGGACAAUGACGUAUUCUGCCUCGGUCUCGCUGAGAUCGACUUUCAUCACCAUACUGCCACCUCCCUCCUGCUCAAAAAAGGCCUGGAAUAUCCAUACCUUCUCCAUGAAAUGCUCGCCUUUUCCUCCCUCCACCUAGCCUCUAUGCGUCCUGCAAAAUCGAUUUCUUACCAGCAACAAGCUAUGGCACUACAAACCCGUGCCGUCUCCCUCUUCAACUCAUAUUGGACGGAAAUUGAUGAGACAAACUGUGUCGGUAUUCUUUUGUUCUCCUCCGUCCUUGGCCACCAUCUUCUCGCCGACACGAUUGCAAAUCAAGAUAUAGGUGCCCUAGACUGCUUUAUGGCAAAGUAUCUGCAUUGUGUUGAGAUACACCGAGGUAUUCACACCCUCGCUAUGUCUGCUUGGCCACAGUUGAUGAAAUCGGAGCUUGAGCCUAUCCUUUCAGCAAGCUCGCGCUUCACAUCGCGUUCACCGAGAGGAAGUGACUGCGAGGACAUUUCUGGUUUGAUUUCCGAUUCUCAGGGACUGGGAGACGAAGACAAGGAAGCCUGUCAGCUUGUCAUUCGAAAUCUGCAAAUUGGCUUUGACGCUGUAUCGACUGAAUUAGGGCAGGGAUACCGGCACUACAUGAUCUACACGUGGUUGAUGCUAGCACCAUCAAGGUUCAUCAGCUUGUUGUCUGCCAAAAAACCGGAAGCACUGAUCUUGUUGGCGUUCUAUGCUGCUCUGCUGCACCAUGGCAGACAGCUGUGGCAAGUUAAAAACGCGGGGAUAUUCAUCUUUCGCAUGAUCAACGAGUACCUCGACCCGAUGUGGCAUCAUUGGCUUCAAUAUCCUCGGCGAAUCAUGUCGCAGGAUCUUCAUUAG
Penicillium lagena is the source of this 894-nucleotide messenger RNA. RefSeq lists its product as uncharacterized. The coding region runs from base 1 to 894 and encodes 297 amino acids. The record is from RefSeq and is a predicted model, not a curated record. NCBI's taxonomy places the organism in Eukaryota, Fungi, Ascomycota, Eurotiomycetes, Eurotiales, Aspergillaceae. Gene Ontology annotation, biological process: regulation of transcription by RNA polymerase II. The transcript has a single exon. Gene Ontology annotation, molecular function: DNA-binding transcription activator activity, RNA polymerase II-specific.